AUGUCUGAUGGGAAUGAUGAUAACCCGGUGCGAACAAACACCGAACAAAUGAAAGAAAUAAUUGCCGAAGAGGUAGGAAAGGCAAUUGAAGGCAGUCUAUCCGGGUUUAUAGACAAGAUUCAAAGCACGGUGUUGUCACUCGUAGAAGAACGAGUUAAAAGGUUGGAGGAUACUGUCAACCUUAUGAAAGAUAAAACUGGAGAACGCAAAGGGUGUUCGUAUAAGGAAUUUAUGGCGUGUAAACCGCCAAUCUACAACGGGGAGGUUGACCCGAUAAUUUGUCAAAGAUGGAUAAGUGAUAUUGAAGGGGUGUUUGAAUGGACCCAUUGUGAAGUAGGCGACUUUGUCGCCUACGGAACGGGUCAAUUGAGGAACCAAGCUAAAGAUUGGUGGGAUAACAAAAAGAAGGAAAUGGGAGCCGAAGCGGCGAGGGUUAUGACUUCGGACGAGUUUAAGGUACCAUUCCUUAAACACCACAGUCCCAAAGCGGUUAUCAAUAGAAUCAAAGAAGAAUUCAUCCAGCUGAGACAAAAGGGUGAAACAAUCGAUAAGAUCACGGGCAUCUUCAUGGAUAAGCUCAGAUUUUGUGAAGAGUUAGUCACCACUGAAGAACAAAAGAUAUAUUACUAUUACAACAUGCUGAGUGCUGAGUACAGGGAAUUUAUGACUCCGUCAAAAUACGAAACCCUCACGGAGAUUAUCAACACCGCCCGGGAGCGGGAAAUCGAGUUAAGGAAACAGGUGGAGAGAGGUGAACGAAGGGCACAGGAUGUGAAUCCAAGCCCUACAAAGAAAGCUAGAACUACGGAAUCGGGAAAGAAAGUGGAUGCUAAAGGCGGGUCGCCGAGUUGCAAAGUGUGUGGUAAAGGGCACAAAGGAGAGUGCCGCUUCAAAGACAAGCCGUGCCCGGUAUGUGGGAAGACGGGGCACAUCGCAUUACUAUGUCCCGGGAAAGUUUCUGUAUGCUACAAGUGUUAUCAACCCGGUCACAAGAAAUCUGAAUGUCCUGAGUUGGUUGAAAAGAGGGACACAAAAAAGUCUCCAAUAGAAGCCCCCAAAGCGAAGGCUAGGUCCUUCCAACUUACCGCAGCUGAAGCAAAGACAGAACCCGAUGUGGUUUCAGGUGACGUAAUGGAUCUUACGGAUGGCGGUCGAGCGAAUAAUGAAGAACCGAACACUACAUUUUGA
Helianthus annuus (common sunflower) is the source of this 1188-nucleotide messenger RNA. RefSeq lists its product as uncharacterized. The transcript has 2 exons. The coding region runs from base 1 to 1188 and encodes 395 amino acids. Gene Ontology annotation, molecular function: nucleic acid binding; zinc ion binding. NCBI's taxonomy places the organism in Eukaryota, Viridiplantae, Streptophyta, Magnoliopsida, Asterales, Asteraceae. The record is from RefSeq and is a predicted model, not a curated record.